UCUAAAAUAUAGUAAAAUGUGUGCCGAAUUAACUCGAUAAAUAGCUCAUAUUUUUCGUCUAAAUUGAAAUAAAUUAAAAUCCAAACUGUUUAAAAACUAAAAAUACACAAUAAUGGAACGUUGUUAUAAUCGCGGUUGUGGGCAAACUUUUGACCCAGAAAAUAAUACCGAUGAAUCUUGCUGCCAUCAUCCUGGAGCACCUUAUUUCCAUGACGCAUACAAGGGUUGGUCAUGUUGCAACAAAAAAUCGGUAGAUUUUACUGAAUUUUUAAGCAUUAAAGGAUGUACGCUAUCAAAACACUCGAAUAUUAAACCACCGGAACCUGAAAAGCCAGAAAAGAAUGAAGAUGAUAAGAAUGUGGUUGUAGAAGUGCGUGCGCCAAUUAGAGAAUCAAUGCAGCGACCACCUAUUGAAUCUCCAAUGACUACAAUAAAACCAACAGUUGCACAAGCGUUGAAAGAUACCAUAGAUACACUUAAAGUAAAAACUGUUAACGUUGAGAAAGACAGCGAUUUGGCUUCUGGCGUAAUAUCAAUUGGUACUUCUUGUAAAAAUAAAGGCUGCACUUACUCGUAUAGCGGUACAGCUACUGAUCAUGCGGAAUGUGUAUAUCAUCCUGGAGUUCCUAUUUUCCACGAAGGUAUGAAGUAUUGGUCAUGUUGCCAACGAAAGACAAGUGAUUUUUCUGUGUUUAUGGCACAGAAGGGCUGUGCAUGCGGGGAGCACAAAUGGCUCAAGGAGGCGGAAGACAAGCAAGUGGUUAAUUGCCGGUACGAUUGGCAUCAAACUCCAACAAACGUCAUUGUUUCCAUAUAUGCCAAGAAAUAUAAUUAUAAGAGUAGCAAGAUAGAAGUAAAUCCAAUCCGCCUCCACGUGAAUCUUGUAUUUCCUGAACAGGAUGAUGCAAAAUUCGACAUGGAAAUAGAAUUACGCGGCAUCAUUGAUGUAAAUAAAACUAGUGCUCAUAUGUUUGCAACAAAAGUUGAGAUAACUAUGCCAAAAGCAGAACCUGGAUCAUGGCAAAAACUUGAUUUUCCCCGAGAAAAAUUGCCACCGGCACUGAAGCCAAAUGAAUCUAAAAGUAUCUUCAAUUGUCAAAGAAAAGAUUCAGAAUCAGAUGAUGAAUUUAACUUGGAUGACAUUGAAACUGUAAACAACGGCUUGAGGCUCACUGACAUUAGUGACAAUAAAAACCAUUUGGACUAAGUUAUAACAGCGAUCACAAGCAAAGAGAAAACAAGUUUCUAAAGUGAAUACUUCCCCAUAAAUAGCAUUUCUCUCUUCAUUUUAUAUAGUUUGACGUGUAUAUUUUUCACAUACCUUAUCUAUUUAAUAAAUGUGUAAGAAAUUAUAAA
Bactrocera tryoni is the source of this 1356-nucleotide messenger RNA. It is a transcript of the gene mora, whose product is annotated as cysteine and histidine-rich domain-containing protein. The record is from RefSeq and is a predicted model, not a curated record. NCBI's taxonomy places the organism in Eukaryota, Metazoa, Arthropoda, Insecta, Diptera, Tephritidae. The transcript is spliced from 5 exons. The coding region runs from base 113 to 1207 and encodes 364 amino acids.